Molecule: messenger RNA, 3470 nt
Organism: Astrephomene gubernaculifera
Lineage: Eukaryota; Viridiplantae; Chlorophyta; Chlorophyceae; Chlamydomonadales; Astrephomenaceae
Source: the annotation of a GenBank genome assembly
CCUCCCCCCUCGGGCCCCGUGCCCCCCCUGCGCCCCAUGGAGGACGCCGACGCCAACAAGUCGGCGGCGCAGCGGCUGCGACAGCGCAUGGCCGCGGGCAGGAAGACAGCAGCAACCGGUGCGGCCGCUGCUGGGGAGGAGACGGCUGUCCCGGCUGCUGCUAGCGAGGCGGCAGCAGCAGCAAAGGCGGAGGCGCCAGCUGAGGGCAGUACAGGGGCGACAGUAGCAGCGGAGGGCGGGGAGGAGGAGGAGGGCGGUCCGCGGCAGCGGCGGAGGCGGGUGAGCGACGAGGACGUAUCCACCGCACCAGCGGCGGAGGCGGAGGAGAAGGAGGAGAAGAAGAAAGAGGAGAAGGAGAUGCAGGCUCCGGAGCCGGUUGCCGAGGCGGACGGUGUGGUGACGGAUUGGACGUUUUCGGAGCUCCAAAACAUGGCUGUACGGCCGGACGAUCUGGGUGGGGAGGCCCUAGCAGCGGAGGGCGAGGCUCCCGGUGCGGUGGAGGUGGAGGUGUCGGAGGAGGAGGCGCUGGAGGUGCUUGCGGGUCAUGUGGGUCCCGAGGAGGAGAGCGAGCUGGAGGUGGCGGCGGCUGCGGCGGAUCCCGCUGCUGCUGCUGCGGCUGCUGCGGACAUGAAGGAGCGGUUGGAGGAGCUGAUGAAGUCGCGGAGUGAUCGGUUCGAUGAGAUGUUUGUGGAUGAGGAGCGCAUCCGACUGGGGGAGGAGGGGUGGAAGGACAGGUACUACCAUGAGAAGCUGCGUGUGCCUGCGGGCCCGGGUCAGCAGCGCAUGCUGCGCUCCAUCGUGGCGGCCUACGUGGAGGGUCUGUGCUGGGUGAUGAAGUACUACUACGAGGGGGUGGCCAGCUGGAGGUGGUUCUACCCCUUCCACUACGCCCCCUUCGCCUCCGACCUGGUGGACCUGGCUGAGCUGGACAUCCGCUUCGAGCUGGGUCAGCCCUUCUCGCCCUUCAACCAACUGAUGGGGGUGCUGCCGGCGGCCUCCAUGCACUGCCUGCCCAAACCAUUCAGGAAGCUGUUCACCGACCCCGACAGCCCCAUCCUGGACUUCUACCCCACCCAGUUCGAGGUGGACAUGAACGGCAAGCGGUAUGCGUGGCAGGGUGUAGCGCUGCUCCCCUUCAUCGACGAGUCCCGCCUGCUGGCCGCCACCGGCCCGCUGCUGCCGCUGCUGGAGCCCGAGGAGGCCUUCCGCAACAGCACCCGCAGCGAGGUGAUGUACCUGCACGCGGCUCACCCGCUGGCUCCCGCUGUGUACGAGAUGGAGUCGGCGUGCGGCCACCUGGCGCCGGAAGAGCGCGGCGCCUCCGCGACCCCGCUGGACCCCGCCCUCAGUCGCGGGGUGCACGGCUUCAUGCUGCUGUGUGCGGGGGAGACGCAGCCCUCCGUGGUGCCGGUGCCUUUCCAAGGCCUGGGCUCCGACGUGCUCAACAACAGCGUGCUAUGCAUCACCUACCGCCUGCCGCCGCACCUGCCGCACCAGCCGCGCAUCAUGGAGGGCACGCAGCUGGACCCGCCCCUGCUCACGGAGGCGGACAGACCCGUGGACCAAGCCCUGUGGCACGAGCGCGGCGCAGGUCGGGGUCCGCCCCACACCCGCGACCUGAGCGCCCCCAUGGUGGGCGACCCGGCGCUGCGCAUGCUCAACUUCCAGCUAGGCUACUCGGGCCGGGGGGGGCCGCCGCCGCCCGUACCCAGGAACUUUGGCGGAGGCGGCGGAGGGGCGCCGUACGAGCACGACCCCCGGGGGGGGCCGCCGGGGCCUGCGGGGUAUCACCACCAGCAGCAUCAGUACGGCGGAGGCGGAUAUGGUGGUGGAGGAGGAGGGGGAGGGGGGCGAGGGUAUCCUGCUGCCGGGGGGCCGUACGGCGGUGGGUCGUACGAUCGGGAUGAUCGGCGGUACGGCAGUAAUGGCGAUCGUGCUGGGUACGGCAGUGGCGGCGGUCGUGGCGGGGGUUACGGCGGCGGGUAUGCGGGUGCUGGUCCUCAAGGAGGUGGGGGUUACGGAGCGCCGCCGCCUGGGGGCCGGUACUACCCGCCGGGGCCGGGAGGGGCGCCGCCGAUGCCGUACCACCAUGCGCCGCCGCCAGCGUACGGCGCCCCGCGACCCACGUCGCCGCCGCCGCCGGCUUCCUCGCAGUACGGCCCCCCCGGCGGCGGGAGAGGCGGGUACUACCCGCCUCCGCACCACCACCAGAGCCAUCACCAUGCGUCGUCGUACGGCGGAGGGUACGGCGGUCAUGCAGGAGGGUACGGCGGAGGCGCGCCGCAGCCCGCGGGUCAGAGCUUUUACGCCAGCAUAAGGCCCACUUACAGUGCCCCGCCGCCGGGUGCGGCGACUGGGUACGGCGCGCCGAUGCAGCCCGGGGUACGGCCGCCGCCGCCAGCGGGCCCGCAGCAGCCGUACGGAAACAAUCCGUACUCCGCUUUGCAGCGUCCACGUGAUCCCCGGGGAGCGGGUAGCGGGGGCGGUGGAAGGUAUUAGGGCGAUGAGUGGCGCGCUCGGGUAGACUGGUGGUGUAUGACAGUAUUGCCCUGAACCCGGCUGUUAGUGCCCUGUGGGGAUGAUCGUGAGGGAUGCGGCAGGGGGGGCGGGGGGGGGCAUGGGACUGUCAAGUGAAGGUAGGCAUGUAGACCGCCGCGUUUUGAGAAGAUGAAGAAUCGCACGCGCGCAUAAGCUUACAAGUAUCCUUUCCUUGUCGAACAUUAGCAUCAUUAAGCCGUAUGGCCGGGUUGCUGCUGGUGCGAUGUGAUCGCCUCUUGACCCCCACUCCAUCCGGGAGUGUCUCGUUAGGUAUUGCGGGCCCUGUGAAUGGAUGGAUGGAUGGAUGGAAAGAGUGCGUUUUCACCCUUUACCGAAACCGUGACGCUUUGCUGUGUGCUGUGGGGAAACAAUUGUCGUUCGGCUGUGUUGGCUUGCUUGGCCACUUUUUUGGUCUGGUUGACCGCGUUUGGUAUGACGAUAACAAAGCACAAGUCGCUGUGGCUACUUCACCUGUUUGUUUAGCGGUCCCUUGUUCGUUGUUGCGUUGUUGCCUACCGGUAGUAAGUGGUGUUACACCACAUGAGGAGAAGGACAGCCGCCACGCAUAGAGACAUGACGUUUGCGUAGUUGUAUUGUGUGUAAACGGACGCGGAUUGGACGUGUGCGCUUGACAUGGCUAAGAGCAGCCGAUGGAGCACCUUGACGAUUCACCUGCAGUAGAGGGAUGUGGUGCAGUUGAAGGAGCGCACAUUUAGGGUUGGCCUGGACUGACUGCAAUUUCGUCUGGUUUGACACGAGGCGGGCUCGUGCUGGGCCCUGGCUGAACUGAAUGUGAAAAAAUGUGAACUGGUAUGAGAGACCGGAUGGCUGGCAUGGCUGGCAUGGCGGCAUCAACUACUCACGUUCCCACGGCCUUAAGGAAGAAGCUGUGAUGUACGAUUGAUACAAUCAUGUAAGGAACUGCUUCGAAA